Messenger RNA from Papilio polytes (common Mormon), 1443 nucleotides. RefSeq names its product RNA-directed DNA polymerase from mobile element jockey-like. The transcript has 2 exons. The coding region runs from base 105 to 980 and encodes 291 amino acids. NCBI's taxonomy places the organism in Eukaryota, Metazoa, Arthropoda, Insecta, Lepidoptera, Papilionidae. Gene Ontology annotation, molecular function: catalytic activity. The record is from RefSeq and is a predicted model, not a curated record.
AGCCUCAACAUGGAGGAAGUUUUAACGUUCGCUGACGAAUACGAAAAAGCGUCAGGAAAUAUUGGAACCCGUCUUUUCUUACUUAAGAAAUACAAGCACAUCGUAUGUGCUCUCGAAAAGAACUAGGCGUCUCGAUGGCUGCAAACGGUCUUAGAAAUAGCAGCUAUCCGUCUCUCGCGCGUAAUAAUGGCAGAGUCAAACCGCGUUCGAUCACCGUAGCUUUUUAUAACGCGAAUGGAAUUAGGGAACAACGGGACGAAAUUCAUACGUUUCUUCGCGAUCAUCAAGUCGACGUACUACUCGUGCAGGAAACAUUUCUUAAACCAGCAAUGAGGGACCCGAAGGUCUCUAACUACAACAUCGUCAGAAAUGAUAGGACCGGCGCCCCGGGUGAUGGUACUGUCAUUUACUACAAAAAAUCCCUGCACUGUGUACCGAUUGACACGCCCGCGUUAACGCACUUAGAAGCCUCGAUCUGUCAGCUGGUCAUGACUGGCCACGCCCCAAUUACGAUAGCUUCAGUUUACCUUCCAUGUAGACCAAGCGCAACCAUCUUACGAUCCGACUUAGAAGCCCUUCUAUCCCUAGGAGGAGCCACCAUCCUUGCAACCAGAAUCAGUAAACGCGGCCGUGCGCUUGAUGCACUGUCAAACUUACUCGAUUUUGAAAUCUUAGCGCCAAUAGAACCCACGCACUAUUCCCACGUAUUGGGACACACUCCGGAUGUGCUAGAUGUUGCAAUCGUCAAAAAUAUUAACCUUGCCAUACGCAAUAUCGAGUUGAUACAUGAGCUUUACUCAGAUCAUCGACCAGUUCUGUUGCAGCUAGGGCCCUCUGCCCCGGCUGACCCUCAACUUAAAACAGUCGUUGACUGGCACAAGCUUAGUGCCAAGCUCAAAAACAUUUCAUCGCCACACCUAAUCGCUAUCCCCGACUUAAUUAUACAGAUAACGAUAUGGGCGUCGCGAUCGGCUCUCUAACAAGUCAUAUCCAAACCGCCAUCGACGACUGUUCAAGGCAGAUGCCUGAGUCAGACAAACAACGCUGGGCACUACCACCAGAUGCCAGAGACUUGCUGAGACGCAAGAACGCGGCCACCCGAGCUCACGAUUUGUAUUCAACUGAAUCGAACCGAUUUACGAGUUACGUAAAUAAGGUAAUAUAGGUCCAAAUGGCAGAACUAAACCUAGCGACCGUCCUGGAUUUUCUUCGGCAUAAGUACCCCGAAGUAUUUAGGGCACUUUUCGCGUCAUGUCCAAACGGUGAAACUGAGGAGCCCGCAGGGCCUUCCCACCCGAACAGCGAUGAUUCGCUACCGACUAGCGACACGGUGGAGAUGGAGUUAGACUCUCCUAUGUCACCAGACAACCCCGAAGAUGCUGGCGGCCUUUUUACGGUUGCCUGGACUGGCGCUCAAUCGAAGCUAAACUCCAAUCCACAGAC